CUGCUCAGCAGCUGUUGAGGUCCGAGAUUCCAACAUGGCAGCAGUUGUGGUCAGCCAGGCUGCGGUCAGUUAGUCCCUCUUCCGCGCGAUAACUUGGAAUGCUUCCAACCGUCUCGUCUAAUAGCCGUCUCUGCGCGCUCCGUGGGACCACCGGCGGAUCGAUGCUCCCGUAAGCGCCGUUCAGCGCGCGUCUGACUCGCAGGCAUGGCGAUGCAGUGGACCCCUGAACAGGUGCAGUGGGCGGAGCAACACUAUGACACCACUUCCUCCUCUCUGUCGCCGGCCCACAAGGCCGAGGGAUACCAUCUGCAGCGUGUUGCUAUGGCAUCAGCUAGCUGGGCUAACGACGACAUCUCAGCGCUAACAGCCUCCAACCUGUUGAAGAGCUACGCACAGAGGUACUCUGCACUGGACAUGCCGCUCAUCGGCUACCCACAAUCCCCGGCGUUGCUGGCCAAUGGGAAGCCGGAUGCAGAGGGGUGGGAGGAGCCUGGAGGAGUGAUGUACCCUAUGGGAGGUGUUGUCGUCGGUGGCGAGGUGUCAGCCGGGUCGCUGUGCAGCUCCCCAGGGGUGGAGGCCUACGCCCCUUACCUGCAACCCCCCUCCCCCUACACCUCUCCUGCUCCCCCUCCCCCACCCUCCGCAUACCUCCCAGCAUGCCUUGCGGCCCCCAACCCCUUGCUGCCCCCCUCCUACCCCUCCUAUGCGCCCAGUGCCCCCCUCCCCGGCUGUGGCCCCGCCGGGCCCUUGAAGGCAAGACCCUUUUAUCCUGGGGCCCAGGUGGAGAUGGGGGGUCAGUCCUAUGGUGAGUUGGGAUACCCACAGCCCCAGCCAUCCAGCCCCGCUCUCUAUGCUGAGGCUGAUGACAGAAAUGCUAACGCUAAUGCUGGUGCUAACAGAGCGUUCAAACCGGCCAAUCGGGCGUCUUCGGGUGAGGGGGUGGUGGAAGCUGUGACUUCGCCAGGGUUCAGGAACGGUUCAGCCCGGUCUUCGGCCAAUCAGAACUCCAGCUCCAGGUCGGAACACUCGGCUGCGGUGUUUAGCUUCGGGUCGCCCGUGGCGGUAACCACCGACAGUCCUACGCACACCUCAGCUGUGGUCAACUCCUGCUCUUCCUCUUCCUCUUCUUCCUGCUCCUCCUCCUCUUCCUCCUCCUCUGCAGAGGACUGUCUAAAGGCACGCGCAUCCGCUCACAUGCACAUGCGCACACACAGUAGUUAUCCGCGCCUAGACAGCGAUGUGGCACACACACACAUGGAGGCCUACGCAACACACUGGGACAUCACAACCUGAUGUAGCACACACACUCACACACACACACACACACACACACACACACACACACACACACACACACA
Messenger RNA from Engraulis encrasicolus (European anchovy), 1358 nucleotides. Its product is annotated as fidgetin. The coding region runs from base 205 to 1293 and encodes 362 amino acids. The transcript has 3 exons. The record is from RefSeq and is a predicted model, not a curated record. Lineage: Eukaryota; Metazoa; Chordata; Actinopteri; Clupeiformes; Engraulidae.